This is a messenger RNA of Zalophus californianus (California sea lion), 5589 nucleotides long. It is a transcript of the gene CFLAR, whose product is annotated as CASP8 and FADD like apoptosis regulator. The record is from RefSeq and is a predicted model, not a curated record. Gene Ontology annotation, biological process: proteolysis; negative regulation of extrinsic apoptotic signaling pathway via death domain receptors. The coding region runs from base 2925 to 4373 and encodes 482 amino acids. Lineage: Eukaryota; Metazoa; Chordata; Mammalia; Carnivora; Otariidae. The transcript is spliced from 10 exons. Gene Ontology annotation, molecular function: cysteine-type endopeptidase activity; protein binding.
GUGGGCGGGACUGUUGUGCAAAAUGGCAUUUCAUGCGCUCUCUUAGGUUUAAAAUGCCUCACGUGGAAGAGGAAAGAUGGGUUCAUUAUAUUAGCUGCUUGAACUUUUACCCACACAGCCCACCUCCACCGAUUCUGUACACGCAUGGAGGAGGAAGUUGGCUUCUCUUAGGUUUGGGAUAACUUCACUGAACUCCGGUGAGAUAGCCACAUCCUCUUUUGCCCAGGAUCAUGUAACCCCUUCUCCUUGAUCCUUUCAGAGUCUUCAGGGCGACUCUCUGAGGGACCUGAUGUUUCUGUUUCAGUGGGGAUUUCCAGACACCUGAAAUUUCCAGCUUUGCAUGCUGCUUGCUGCAGCUGGUGAGGCUGGCUCUCCUCCAUCACCCCCCAGUUUGGUGGUGUCCUGGGAAGUUACAUUUGCUUUCAUACUGUGGCCAUGCUUGUUUUCCUGCUACACCGUGACUUUGCUUCAGGUAGAGAAGCAGUACAAAGAAUGGAGGAUUCAGUAUGUCUUUGAAUAGGUUAAGAUAUGAUGGGAAUUAGUCAUGUUGGUGGCUGUGUUAUUGAUUACAGAGAAUGUCGUGUGCUUCAGAUACCAGACGGUUUGGAGGCAAAGUGACAUUCUGGUGAGAAAGAUUGAGAAACCUGACUUAAGUUAACCACAUUUUACUGUCACCUGUUGGGGCCAGUGCCAGGUACCAGGGAGGUAUGUCCAUCAUACUGUAAUGAUACAAAGAAGUUACUGGCCAAGUCUGUGUGGACUCUUCCCAGGAAAGCUUUACACAGUGGGAGAUGCUUCAGCUGGCCCUAAAAGCUGAGAAGGGUUUUGCUGGACAGGUAAGUGGAAGAGGGUAGUCCAGGUAAAGGCACAGAGGUGUGGGAAAGAACUCUGUGUUGAGGUUAGGCUGAAGCCACAUGUGCAAAGUAUGUGUUAAUGAAAGAUGAGGGCAGGUGCUGGACCACAAGAAGCCUUGAAUGCAAAGAAAAUUGGAACCUGCAAUGGGAGAUGAGGAAUCAUUGGAAGGUUUGAAUUAGGAAAAUGACUUAGUUCAAGCAUGGACUUCAGAAAGUUCAUUCUGAUAGAAGAUUGAUUUGGAGGGGUUGAGACCAGAGGCAAGAAAAACAGAAAGGCCAGGAGAAAAGUCCUGCAUGAGAGGUAGAUACUAGGGUACACCCUCAUUUAAGGAACAGGUGCAGAAGGAGGGUUCUGAGGAGUCAGAGAAGGUUAGGGAGGGACUGUGUAGAAUAUAAUGGUGUGAGGUGAGCCAAAGCAGUUUCCAGUAGGGAUUAAUCAGCAGCAUCAGAUGGGAUAGAGUGCCCAGGUAAAAGAAACUUCCAAGUGACCUUGGAUGUGGCCACUAGGUCACCAAGUUCCCUACAAGAGCACAGUCGGCAGAACUGGGACACCAGGGUGCACAGAGUAAGGCACUCACUCAGGCACAACAUUUAAGGGGGUGCUCAAUUCAAUAAUCAAGAGAAAUUUUUAGUGCAAUAUUUUGAAAAAAAUUGACAUUCAUGCAAAAAAUUCACAGUGAACAAACUGUCAAAAUUUAAAAUAGACACAGCAUCAGUUUACGGAUUUUUCUUUGGCCUCGGUUCCAGUAUGGCUCCGUACUGAGCGUCAAUUUGUAAAGGAUACGGUGAGAGGGAGGAUUCAGGUAGGGGCUAAUUGAGUGAAUUGAAGUUGUAGGAAUUGCACUGAGUGCAGACUCUUCCUUCAUGAGGUUCUUGCUUUACAUGAAGGGAAAUAAAGGGAAAGGAUGGUUGGCUUGGGGAUCUCAGGCUUAAGGGUUUUUUCAUUUUAUUUAUUUAUUUUUUAAGAGAGGAGAGCCUUGAAAAUAUUUAUAAGCUAGAGGUAGAGAGAGGUUGACGAAGGAGUAGUUGUAGGGGCUCAUGGAGACAGGAGGGCACACGGGGAGUGGUGGGAAGGUGGAAGAUUGUGGAAAUUUACUCCUGAUAAAUGGCAAGUUCGACCUAUGAGAAAUGGCACCAGUGGGUGGUGUUAAGGUACAAGAAAGCCAUGAAGGCUGGAGCUCUGGUAGAGGUGGGAAAGGAGCUGACCAAGGUCCUGUAAAAGCAAUUGCUGAGCAGCGAUAAGGGGCCAGCUCAGCUUGAAAGCCACAAGCGUUUGGUGCGAUCUUUCCCCCUCUCCUCAGCAUGACUUGCUACUUUAAAUGUAUGAGUGGGGCAGGCUCACCAUUUGAAGAUGGGAUGCUGGGCUAGCCGACCAUCCUGAGACUCCUGGGACUGAGGAGUGUCCUGAGAACACAGACAGGCUUUUCAGUGCCAAGACUGGAAAGUUCUGGCAAGCCGGGACCAGUCCUGUACCAGAAGUGUUGCAGAGCUGGUGGUCAGGAGGCAAAGGGCAGAUAAUUGCAGGUGCUGGUCAGUGAGAGUUCCCAUGUGCUCUAGGUCGAGUCUGGGGAGAAAAGGAAGUGAGUCAUUACCAGGUAGCAACUUGUGAAACUCCAUUUAUUCAUUGAUUCAUUCAACAGAUACUGAUGAAAUGCCUACUAUGAGUUGGGCACUGGGGUCCUUGCACAGGAAUUGCGUAGAUUAUCCUUCUGUGGUGACUAAGGUCAGCUGGUGCUCAGGACCCAUUCUCAUCUCUGUCUAGAGGAUGGAGAGUUACAAACUGCAUUUCCUAGACUCCUUUACAGCCGGGAUGUGAGCUAAGUUCUGCCAGCUAGGUGCAUUCAGGUUAGAGAGACCAGCAAGCAAGGAAGAGCCUCUACCUUGAAUUUGAGACAUAAGUUACUUUGAUAAGAGGAUUUAAAAAAUGCCCUUUUAAGCACAGAACUCCAUUGGAAAGGACUUUGAAAGAAAUGAAGAAAACCAUCAGAAAUGAAGACAGCAGCCUCAUGGCCUUUUAUUGACCAGAGUGGAGUUUUAUUACUGUAGUGUUUUGGAAGGACACUGUGCAGGAUGUCUACGGAGGUCAUUCAUCAGGUUGAAGAGGCACUUGAUGAAGACGAGAAGAAAAUGCUUCUUUUUUUGUGCCGGGAUGUGGCUGCAGAUGUUGCUCCGCUUAAUGUCAGGGACCUUCUGGAUAUUUUAAGUGAGAGAGGAAUGCUGUCUGCCAUGGGCUUGGCCGAGCUGCUCUACAGAGUGAGGCGGUUUGACUUGCUCAAGCGGAUCUUCAAGAUGGACAGAAAGGCAGUGGAGGCCCACCUGCUCAGGAACCCUCGCCUUAUUUCGGACUAUAGGGUGCUGAUGACAGAGAUUGGUGGUAAUUUGGAAAAAUCUGAUCUGUCCUCAUUAUUUUUCCUCAUGAGGGAUUAUACUGGUCGAAAAAAGGUAGCCAAGGAUAAGGGUUUCCUAGAUCUUGUGAUCGAAUUAGAGAAACUUAAUCUGAUUGCUCCAGAUCAAUUGGAAUUACUAGAAAAAUGCCUGAAGAACAUCCACAGAGUAGACCUGAAGACAAAAAUCCAGAAAUACAAGCAAUUGGCUCAAGGAGCUGGGACAAGUUAUACAAAUGCACUCCAGGCAUCAUUCCCAAAUUUGAGUCUUAAGGAUCCUUCAUGUAACUUAAGGCUCCAGAAUGGGAGAAGUAAAGAACAAAGACUCAAUGUGGGACAACUUGACCUUCAAAGAGAAUCAGCGAAGGCAUCCAUCCAGGAAUCAGGAACAUUUCUACCGCGGCACAUACCAGAAGAGAGAUACAGGAUGCAGAGCAAGCCCCUAGGAAUCUGCCUGAUAAUCGAUUGCAUUGGCAAUGACACAGAGUUUCUUCGGAACACCUUUACUUCCCUGGGCUAUGAAGUCCAGUAUUUCUUGUAUCUGAGGAUGGACAGUAUCAUCCAGAUUCUUCGCCAAGUUGCCUGCAUGCCCCAACAUGAAGACUACGACAGCUUUGUGUGUGUCCUGGUGAGCCGAGGCGGCUCCCACAGUGUGUUUGGCGUGGAUCAGACACACUCGGGUUUCCCUUUGGAUCAGGUCAGGAGGAUGUUCAUGGGAGACGCAUGCCCUUCUCUCUUAGGGAAGCCAAAGCUCUUUUUUAUUCAGAACUAUGUGGCGUCAGAGGACCCGCUGGACAACGGCAGCUUGCUGGAGGUGGAUGGACCAGCCAUCAACAAUGUGGAAUCCAAAGCCAAGCAGCCUGGGCCAGGCACCAUUCACCGAGAAGCGGACUUCCUCUGGAGCCUGUGCAAGGCGGACGUGUCCCUGUUGGAACGGCCCUCCAGCCCUCCUUCAUUGUACCUGCAGUGCCUCUCCCAGAAACUGGGGAAAGAAAGAAGACGCCCGCUCCUCGAACUCCAUAUUGAACUCAAUGGCAGCGUGUAUGACUGGAACAGCAGAGUGUCUGCUAAGGAGAGGUACUAUGUCUGGCUGCAGCAUACUCUGAGAAAGAAGCUUGUCCUCUCUUGCAAAUGAACAGCCAAAAGUCUUUCCUAGCUCUGCCGUCUCCACCACUAGCCAGAGGUAGUUUUCAAACGAGUCUAUGUGUCAUGUGGGGGAAGGUGAGGUCCCGUAGGUGCUGAAAUGAGCCUCUGUGAGGAAUGGGGUCAGGAGGGUGUGUUUGAACCAAAGCCUCUGGACGGAAGGCUUUGGCUUCUGUUGCUGAAAGCAUGUCAGGCCUGUGUUAGGAAGCAAAUGGCUCUGAAACCUGAAAAAGGACUGGUUGAGUUGGGUGCCUCAGGAUUAUGUUGCCUUCCUUUGUGCAAUCAAGUAAAUCAGAGCCACGGAGAUAGGAUUGUAGUCACACAGUCUAUGAGCCUGUGGGUAUCCAUGCUCCAAUAGAAAAGUUAAAAAAACCACAACAAGGAAACAUAACAUACACUUAAACUCUUACAUACCGCCAACCCCCACAGUUAACGUGCAGUUUUUUUUCUGUACCCAAGAAAAAAUGUCUGAAUGUGAAGACCGGGUGGCUGUCCUCCUCUGUUCAGGUUACUAUGACAAAGUACCGGAGACGGGACGGCUUAGAGAAACACCUGCUUCUUGUGGUUUUAGAGACUGGGAAGUCCAAGAUCAAGGCUCUGGCAGGUCUGGUGUCUGAUGAGGACCCGCCUCUGGGUCUGCUGGUGGCCAUGUUCUCACCAGGCCCUCACAUGGCAGAGAACAGAGAGAGGAAGCAAGCUAUCUUGUGAUGGCUCCACCUUCAUGACCCAAUUACCUCAAAAUGCUCUGUUUCCUAAUAUCAUCACACUGAGAGUUAUAAUAUCAUCACACUGAGGGUUAUUCUCAAAUAUUCACCUCAAAAAUUCAACCUAUGAAUUUGGUGAUGGAAGCAAACAUUCAGGGCACAACUGUGCCUUUAUAAUUCGAGAUUGCUUGUCUGUCUGGGACUCAGGUGGUAUUUUACAGCUAAUCAUGUAUACCUUUCUUUCUCAGAUUUGAUGGGAUGAUCUAAAAGCAUGUCAUUAUUUAAAAUAUCAUUUAAAGUUUAAAAAAAAUUAUUUAUUUUUAUAUUUUUUGGCUUGGUGUUAAAUGGUAUGUAUCUCUAUGUGUAAACGUAGUAAAAUAUUUCAAGUCUUAUAAUAGACCCAAACUGAAAAUUUACGCAGUGUUCAGGAAUAAGAGUAUGGUUAUGAUGUAAUGUUCACUGAUUGGUAUUUUAUGUAACCAUUAAAAUUAUGUUUAUAAAUAA